GAGUGGAAGGGGGAGGGAACAUGGGAGACAGCCCUAGCGGCGCAGUGGGAGGACUAACCCAUGCCAGGACUUGUGGCGGCUGCAGGGGCAGCCUGGACUAGAGGAAGUGUGCUGAGGGGACUGAACAGUUACAGCAGAAGCAGCAGCAGUUUCUAGAUCCGAGCAAAGGCUUCCAUUUUUAUCACCGACAGCCAGAGAAAAGGCCGAGGGGACGACACUGGGUCCAGUUGGGACAACGUGAGCUCGGCUGCGAUCGACCUGAGAGCAGAUUCCAGCAGAGGAAAAUGAGCCUCUCGGUUGCAUUAAGCCUGUAUGACGGGCUGAGGGCUCUUUGAUCAGGACAUCUUUUCUUUUUUCUCUUUCAGCGGCUUUGACCGAAAGGAAACAGAAGAGGCAAAAAAGAAAAAAGAAGAAUCAAAGUACUCGCUUUCAGUUUAAAAAAGGAAGUCCCAAGAUUCAGGAUGGAGGAGGGAUAUGAACUCGACCUCACAUAUAUCACAGAACGUAUCAUCGCUGUGUCCUUCCCCCGGGGCUCCUCAGAGGAGAACUACUCUCACAAUCUGAAGGAUGUCACACGAAUGCUCAAGUCCAAGCAUGCGGAUAAUUACCUGAUUAUCAACCUGUCAGAGAAAAGACAUGAUCUCUCUAAAAUGAACCCCAAGACCCUGGAUACAGGCUGGCCUGACAUGCAUGCUCCACCUCUGGAUAAGAUCUGCACCAUCUGUAAGGCCAUGGAGAGCUGGCUCAAUGCUGACCCUCUUCACGUAGUGGUGAUACACUGCAGGGGUGGCAAAGGUCGAAUUGGGGUCGUCAUUUCAUCAUUUGUGCAUUUCACCGACAUAUCAGCCAGUGCUGAUCAGGCGUUGGACCGUUUCGCCAUGAGGAAAUACCAUGAUGAUAAGGUCUCAGCUCUGAUGACACCUUCGCAGAAACGGUAUGUUUGGAUACUCAACAGUCUUUUAAGUGGAUCCAUGAAGAUCAACGCCUCACCCUUGUUCCUGCACUGCGUCAUCCUUCAUGGGAUACCAAACUUCGACGCCGCAGGAGUAUGUCGUCCGUACAUCAAGGUUUACCAGGGUAUGCAAGCAGUGUAUUCAUCUGGGAUCUAUCACAUUGGUCCAGGCCACAGGGACCGCAUAUGCAUCACCCUGGAGCCUGCCCAACUUCUAAAAGGAGACAUCAUGAUUAAAUGCUAUCACAAGAGUGACUUAACUUCGGAACGUGAAGUUAUUUUCCGGCUGCAGUUCCACACGGGAGCAGUGCAGGGCUACAACCUGAUGUUUGAAAAGGAGGACUUGGAAGUUGCCAACAAAGAUCCCAGAUUUGCAGAUUACGGUAAAGUGGAGCUGGUGUUCUCCGAGGGACCCGAGAAGAUCCCAGGUGCAGACAGGUGGCAAAACGGGGCGGAUGUUAUUGUGGACUACAACACAGCAGAUCCUCUAAUCCGCUGGGACUCCUACCAGAACAUCUGUGAUGGUGAAGCACCGCGCUCUCAAGGCCUAACCCAGGACAAAGCAUCUAAGAGGACCCCCAGCGGAGGAGAGGCCACACUGGGCCGAGGGGCCCGCACGACCUCCGCCACCUCCAGCCCCGACCACAGUGACCACGCCCUCUCUGUCAGCAGUGACUCAGGCCUGUCUAGCACUUCUCUGUGGGCAGACAGACCCACACCUGUCGUCACUGCAACCGCCACCACCAUCACCACCAUCAAGCCUAACCAGGGCCCCAGCCAACAGGAAAAGGUCCAGCUGAAGCGCCUUUUAAGUGGCUUUGGUCUUGAGGAUCCCUCAGUGGAGGAGAUGGAUGAUCAAGGCCCCGGAGUGGGCAUCCAGCAGAUAGUCCCAGCCCAAGUGCACAUCAACGGAGAUCCCAGACCACGAGAGAGGGAAACAGACAUCCUGGAUGAUGAGGUCAAUACAGGUCACGAUCUGCACAGCGUGGACAGUUUAGGGACCUUGUCGUCCUCGUGCCACAAGAGCAGCCAGAACUCACUUCUCUCUGAUGGCUUUGGGAGUCCCGGAGGAGAGGAUCAGCAAAUCCAAAGCCAGCACCACCUCCACCAUCCUGCACCCCCUCCCAUGGAGGAAUAUGAGAGGGUCUAUACUGAGGCUAGAAGGGGCUGUCUAAGCUCCAGGAGCAACUCUGUGGCCUCUUCUAAUCCCAGCAAUGCUUCGGUGCCCAAGCAGCAUGUCUACAGACAGGGAAGCUAUUCCACACAGUCCUGGGUUCGCCAGCAACAGAUGGUGGCUGCACAACAGUUUAUCUACAUGCCUGAGGAUGGAAGCGAUACAGAAAGAUACCCAGGGAACAAGCAAGGGAGCGGUUUACCCAAAGCAGGUCUGUCCACUGAACCACAGGGCCCUGCUAGGGAAAUGACAACAGAUGUUCUGAGAAAUACAGCGCCACACAAGGAGCAGGCAAUGCUAAACAAUAACAACAACAACAAACGCGAUGAGGAGUUCAAAUCUCUCACCAUGGACAUUGACAACUCCAUUGACCAGCUCAACCAGCUGAUCAUGGACCUGGACCCCACAUUUGUGCCGGUGUCUAACCGCAGCAGCUCCGUGAAAAGGAACGGUGGGACACAUGUGAACGGCUCAGGUCCCAAAUGCUCAAACGGCACCAGUCUUACCUUCAGUGAUAAUAAUGCAGUGACCCUGAAAAACGCACAGCAGACAGCUGUCCCGACCAGCGAGGGGCGGGCGGAUGUCACGCGGAGUCUGGGUCGCCAAGGAAGUGAUGUCAUGGAUCAUCCAGGCUUCUGUAACUCAGUGUGGGGUGGGACGGAGGAUUACAGGGGCCAGCGGACAUACUCCUCCUGUGUGCCAGAGUCCCAGCAUCACAUGUUGUACAGGAGUGACAGUGCUGACUACAGGGCCCAGGGCCCAGACAUGGACAGCGGAGUCGAGGCUAGGAGUGAUAUGACUCCACCCACUCCUGCCUUCCCCAUCACUCCGCCAACACCUUAUGUGAAAAAUAUGUCGGAAUUGACCCACUUCAGGCAAACACUGUCUCCUAGCAUGCCAUCUUAUGGGGGCUACAGAACAGAUCAUGAACCCCGAGGAUACUCAGAGAUGAUCAGUCAUGUUGGAGUUGACGGGUUGCCAGAGUCCUCCAUCAACUGCCACAGGACGCUAAGUGCCACACACUCUGCCUCUAUUGUUGGGACUCUUCAGCAGACAGACAGUUCAUCCAUGAGCCAGUCUUGGCCAGAACAUCCCGUCCUGAGUCGCCAGUGCUCUCUGAGCAGCUACACCUCUUCCAGACAACCACUGCAGCAUUCCAUGUCACUGGACUAUGGCCACCACUCUCCUCCCCUGCACCAUCCCCACAUCCACCCUGCCCCCAACGCCCACAGCUCUCCUCGAAGCAGCCAACGAAGCCGCUUGGCUCGAUACGCUCUCAGCCGCAGUCCCGCACCAAGCUUUGACGAGCAGGAUGACUCGGGUCUCAGCUAUGGCACGGACUGCCCAAACUCAAAUGGGGGCAUGGACAGGGAACUUUUGACCACCAUAGACAGGCAAAAUCAGUCACAGCUGCCACAGAUGCAGCCUCCACUUCUGCCUGAGAAGAAGAGGGCAUCAGAUGGGGAGCAUUCACUGGGAACAACAUCUCCACCCCUUAGUGGCUUCUCAAGUCCCCACAGUGGGAGCUCCCUGAGUAUUCCGUUCCCCAACAUUUUGCCUGACCUCUCGGCUCAGAUGCCAGGCACGGCCUCACCUCUGCCAGAUGUACUGGCCAGCAAGCAGGUUACUGUAAAAUUUGUGCAGGACACAUCAAAAUUCUGGUACAAGCCAGAUAUCUCAAGGGAUCAAGCCAUUUCAGUCCUGAAGGACAAGGAGCCUGGUUGCUUCAUCGUGCGGGACAGCCAUUCCUUCAGAGGGGCUUAUGGACUGGCAAUGAAGGUGGCUACUCCCCCACCCUCAGUUCUCCAACAGACUAAGAAAGGAGGCGAUCUAUCCAAUGAAUUAGUUCGCCACUUCCUGAUUGAGUGUACUCAGAAAGGAGUGCGAUUGAAGGGUUGCCCCAAUGAGCCUUAUUUUGGAAGCUUAACUGCACUGGUCUGCCAACAUUCAAUCACUCCCUUGGCCUUGCCCUGCAAACUCAUCAUACCUGACAGAGAUCCUCUUGAAGAUGUUGUGGAGACUACCUCACAGUCAGUCACCAACUCUGCUGCUGAGCUGCUAAAACAGGGCGCAGCGUGUAAUGUGUGGUACCUUUGCUCCGUGGAGAUGGAGUCGCUAACAGGAGUCCAGGCGGUGCAGAAAGCAACUAGUAUCACUCUGAGCUCAAACCCUCCACCAUCCUCCACGGUAGUCCACUUCAAGGUGUCCUCCCAGGGAAUCACCCUCACUGACAACCAGAGGAAGCUCUUCUUCAGGAGGCACUACAAUGUCAACACGGUCAUAUUUUGUGCAUUGGACCCUCAAGAUAGAAAGUGGAAAAAAGAUGGCUGCCCUUCAGCAAAGAUCUUUGGCUUUGUGGCAAGGAAAACUGGCACUUCCACGGACAACGUAUGUCACCUGUUUGCAGAGCAUGACCCCGAGCAGCCAGCAAGCGCCAUCGUCAACUUCGUUUCCAAGGUGAUGAUUGGCUCGCAGAAGAGUAAGUAGGACAGCCUCGGACUGAGCUGAUCACCUGGACAGGCUUUCACAGAGAGUAGAAUAAAAGGAAGAAAGACUGAAAGGUUGAACGGAUGGCAAAAUAUAAGGACUGAAGGUGAUACUGACUUUUGAUAUUAACUGGAUGUUACAUACAUAAUGACCACUUAGGACUUUGAAUAACCAUUUUUAAUAUUAAAAAAAAUCUAAAUCUCCUUCAGUUAUGUUGUUUUUCUUUUCUGUAAAAUGAACUGUAAAGUAGCCAGUAAGAAAUCAACAAAAUAAUGAGAAAUGUGUAAUCUCUUUUUACUGGUUGACAACUGUAACGUCUUACACAGUUAAAUAACAUAUUUUUAAGUUACAUAACACAAAGGCUGUUUUUCUUAGUCCUGCAGUUCUCUGGACGAAUCAAGAAAACUUUACUUUGUUGCAUGUCAUUUUUUUUCUAAUAUUUAACCAAAACAAACUUCAUUAAAGCUAUUAAAAGUCUAUAAAGGUUGUAGCACAUAUAGAAGCACAUCUGGGCUGCAUCUGUCCAUGAAGCAUGCAGUAUUUUGGAGUUAAAAUGUUGAAAAGCAGUGCAGAAAAUGUGUAUAAUUUGGACUGGAAGACAGGAAAUGUCACGUACAGGAUUACCUUAUUUUAUCUAUGCAAUGUAAAGUUUUAUUUUUUUAAACCACAGCCUUCUGUACAUGUGCAGCAUGUAUGUGGCUCCUCGGAAUUUGUUCAGUUCUUAAGGUGUAUGUGUAUAUGACCACUCUUAAAGCUGCCUGCAACAUUUUUGAUGAACGUGUGCGAGUGUGUGUGUUGAAAUGAGAGAUGCCAUAGAAAAUAAUUUAAUUAAACCCUAAUAUAUUGACUUGCUAUGGUUAAAAACACAGUACUUUGAGUAAAUAAUACAAGUGGCAUACUACUCAGCUGCCAAUUUUUUUACUUUAUUUCUUCCUCUUUUGUGGGGAGGGGGGGGGGCUCGUGGCCACAAACAGCACUGCAGUGUUUCAGUAUCAAAAAUGCAUCAGUAUCCUCGAUUUUGUAUAUGAAUUUAAAAGAAAAUGUUAAAGGCUGCUAUAUGGAGAGAUCAAAUGCUGUCAGAACAGCGUUGCUCUUUUACCAGUUCUUACUAGGAAGAAAAUCACUCAGAGUUGGAAUUGCACAAAUAAAUCUUGGUUAUGACAUAUCAUCCCGUUAGUCAUCUGUCAGUUACAUAAUACAAUGUUACCUGCUCUGCGACAAACAUAAAGCUGUUUUAUUACCCCAGUUGAGUGCUUGUUGGCAUCGUGUGUGACAUGAUGUCGGUAAAUCUUCAACUUUUUGUUUUGUGCAGCCAUUUUAUCCAGAGAGGGACCUUCCACCACAGUACAGCUCUGUUGAUAUUCUUACACUGACUAUGUACACGUGUUACCUUAUUAUGACCUAUUAUCUGUACCUCAUAUCUUAUACUGUGCCUCUGUGUAUGACAUGCUAUGUGUGAACAGUUUAUUUGUAUAUUGAUAUGGCAUUGUUUGAUGUGUUCUGUAAAUAAACAGACUGAAACAUUUA
Molecule: messenger RNA, 6140 nt
Organism: Scatophagus argus
Lineage: Eukaryota; Metazoa; Chordata; Actinopteri; Scatophagidae
Product: tensin-3-like
Exons: 27
Coding region: 462-4613 (1383 amino acids)
Biological process (GO): dephosphorylation
Molecular function (GO): phosphatase activity; protein binding
Source: RefSeq, a predicted model, not a curated record